AUGGAAACACAGGCGGUGCAAAGGGGUCUCGUGGCCGCAAAUCGGUAAUUUUUUUGAAAUUAGACCCUAUUUUGCAAAUUUUGACAACACGCUUCGAUUCAGCAUAGUCUACAGUAUCAUCCUGAUUUUUUUCAGAAUUUUCCACAGAAUUUUCCACAUUUCGGCCCAGGCUUUACGAAGGCUUUGGACUUUUGACCCAGUUACAGUAUUCGGAUCGGACCAAAACUUUACAGGCUUCUUGGACUUGGAUUGAAGUAUAUUGGGACCAAGUUUCAGCCCGAUCCGAUGAUCCGGUCCCGAGAUAUACUGAAAAGCCGGGUUGUCAGAUAAUCGGAUAGGUCUGAAACUUGGAUUCAAGAUACUUCAAUCCAAGUCCAAGAAGCCUGCAAGUGGGCCAAAAGGCUGGGCCGACCUUUUACACAACCCUGGUACUUUCCCAAGUUUAACUAGAGUUAGAGCGGCAAAAAAUAGAGUAAGGAAAAUGUUUUGAAACUGUAGAAAAUUGCAAUCCUUUCUUGAAAUUUCGUGUUGUCUCAAUCGAUUUCCGGUUCAGAGAUGCCUCGACGGACCCCUCGUCGCGGUCAUUUCUCUGGCAGAACCUCUCGGCGAUGUCCUCUUCGGAUCAGGCCCAUUUGAUGAGCAGACUCUCCUCCUCGUGGCCGUUCCGCAACGAACGGAGGGCUCUCACGUGGCCAGUUCAUGCCGGACUCAUCGCCAAUUGUGUCACUUCUUCUCUGAUUGGUACGCACAACUGUUGGGCAUUUCUCUAAGGAAAAUUCUACUGUUUCUCAGAAAAUGCAUAAGAUUGCAUCUUCAGUCUAAUCCUAAUCCAAAUUGUUUGUUUUUGCGUUGACAAACGGAGAAAAAGGUCGCGCGCGCGGCGAGCGAACCUUUAAAGGCGCAUCUACUUUUAAGACGGGCGUUUCUCGAAGCGAAUUGAGUGCCUAACUAAUUCAAAAAAUCUAAUAUUGUUGAAUGAAUUAUGAAACCUUUUUCGAAGUGAGGAAACAGAAAGAUAUAUUCUCUCAAAGCGCAGAGAAAAGAGAACAUCUAAAUUGUCAGAUUUGAAAAAGGACAUUUCAGCAACACGCAUCAACUCGGAAAUGUUUUUGUACGAUUCGAAGACGAAAUUUUUCGACGCGAUCCGAAAAUGCCCGAAAUCGCCGUACGUAUUCGGCGUCUACUCUUCCGGCGUCACUUAUUUCAUGCUUUAUCAGGUACCUUUCUCUUUUUUCCAGUAAAUUUCCAAUUUUCUCAUUCCAGAUGCUAAUCACGCCGAAAGUGUACAACGAACUGACGCCGUGCCCGUCGUGUCUGCUGAUCAACUCGAUUGCGAUCGGACUGACGACCGGAGUGGCCCUUCCGAUGCUCUCAACGCCCUACCUCGCCCAUUACGUGCUCUUAAAUCGAGAGGGCACCGUCAGAAACGGACUGCCCGCAGUCAACAACCUCCUGGAGUUCCUGACGCUCGGCUGGGAAGGUAGGAGCCUCACAAAAAAUGUAAUGUUCGCAUCUUUUCAAUAUUUCGACUUUUCAGGCUCAAAACCAGCGCGCUCCGUCGUGGGAACGUGUGCGGCCAUCCAAAUGCUUGUCAGUUUCGGCGCAAUGUACGCAGUGUUGUGGGGCCGCGAACGGAUGUUCAACACGCUCGAACUGGACUCGGAACUGGCGAAGAAACUCGUCGCCGAGGCACAGACCUCCUCCUCGCUCAAACAGAAACUACUGGAUUUCCUUCGAAAAAUCCCACUGGUCAACGGAGUCGUACCGGAAGCGCCCGAAAACGAACGAGUCGUUUGA
Messenger RNA from Caenorhabditis sp. 36 PRJEB53466, 1797 nucleotides. The record is from the annotation of a GenBank genome assembly. Lineage: Eukaryota; Metazoa; Nematoda; Chromadorea; Rhabditida; Rhabditidae.